UUCUCCUAUCUCAGCUUACUAUGCAGAGACAACUAUAAGUAAGCUAUUCAUAGGUUAAUUUUCUUGAUUCUUAAAGCAAUGUUUUGGUUUUUGCAGUUCCGUUUGGUGGUGCAGAAAUGACAUACUUCAGGAUGUUAAGACUUUUUUGCUGGAAAACAAGACAAAAUACUAAUUAAGAAAGUUAUUUUUGGCAAUGGUGGUCUGAAUGAGCAUAUAUUCCUAAUAGGGAAAAUAAUCUGUCUUACUUUCUAGCAAUGCGUAAAGAGUAGAAACCACUCUGAACGCCCUAGCGCUCCACCGAGAACACAUUAGCAACCACCUAGCAACACAACAGCAGUCUCCCAGCUAUCAGUCAUCAAAUGUAAAAAUUCAAACCACUCAAAGCUUGUAACCUUCAAACUUUGAAUUUGAGUGGUUCUCUUAAAGGUUCCUGAAGCUUUUAGGACAAGUCAGGGCCAGUGUUGAAAUGUUGUUUGUGACUGCAAUCUUUAUCUGUGUGUGUGUGUGUGUGUGUGUUACAGGAGUCACUGAUUGACAAUCAGAUAAGUUGUUUACAGUAUCUGUUCUUACCCAGGAGGAGAGUUGUAAAUACUUGUGUAUUUCACAGUUCAUGCACAUACUAAACCAAUAAAAUCCAGAAGGAGGGACCUGAGAGCUUUACAAGGGUGGUCCCUUCUUCACUUUUACAUAUUAAGAAAGAGAGCGAGAGAGAGAGAGAGAGAGAGAGAGAGAGAGAGAGAGAGAGAGAGAGAGAGAGAGAGAGAGAUGCAUGCUCAGUGCUUAGAAUGUGAAUAAGAAAAAUUUAGUAAUCCUGAAACCUAACAGCAGGAGAAAUGAUUUGCCAGGAAAACACCAUUUAUUACUCCAGCUGGGCUUUUGUGGUUGGGGGACUGCUUUACCUCCUGCGGCAAAUGAGCACACACACACCGUAUGGGCGCUAUGUGGACACAAACAUCCCGUCCGUGAUGGUCCCGGCCAAGGCAGGCUGGUUUAUCCAGGAGCUUCCUUCAUUCUUAGUUCCUGUGCUGCUGUUGUUGACAACGGAAAGUUUUCCAGGAAUGGGACAACAUCUACUGCUCUGGACUUUCUGCCUACACUACUUUCAAAGGACUUUUGUGUAUUCCUUGCUGACUAAAGGCAGACCCUCUCCUCUGCAUAUUGUGGUGUCUGCAGUUGUCUUCUGCUCUCUGAACGGCUUUCUGCAAGGCCAUUAUAUGCUGCAUUGCACUCAGUACCACACAGAAUGGCACAGGGAUGCACGCUUUGUGAUAGGGUUGUUAAUGUUUUUCUCAGGAAUGGCCAUCAACAUCCACAGUGACUCCAUUUUACGAAACCUGAGGAAACCAGGAGAGAUCAAUUAUAAAAUCCCGAGAGGGGGAAUGUUUGAGUGGGUCUCUGGUGCUAACUUCUUUGGGGAGAUUGUUGAAUGGUGUGGAUAUGCUGUGGCCACCUGGUCUUUUCCAGCUUUCUCAUUUGCUAUCUUCACCAUCUGCUCCAUUGGACCACGAGCCUACCACCAUCACAGGUAUUAUUUGGAGAAAUUUAAAGAUUACCCCAAAUCAAGAAAGGCUGUGAUCCCCUUCGUGCUAUAGCAAAGUCAGAUGGACGUUGACACCUUUACGAAGACAUAUGAAAGGGAAAUCAUGGACACAAAGUUUCCAUUUAAUCAAAACAAUUUUAAUCACUGACCUAAUAAGAACUGCAAGUUUUGAUGUUAUGUUGUAAGUUUUGUAUUUAUUUUGUAAGUACACCAUUAAAAUCUUUUGUUUACAAUUA
Molecule: messenger RNA, 1776 nt
Organism: Myxocyprinus asiaticus (Chinese sucker)
Lineage: Eukaryota; Metazoa; Chordata; Actinopteri; Cypriniformes; Catostomidae
Product: 3-oxo-5-alpha-steroid 4-dehydrogenase 2-like
Exons: 5
Coding region: 834-1592 (252 amino acids)
Biological process (GO): steroid biosynthetic process
Cellular component (GO): membrane
Molecular function (GO): 3-oxo-5-alpha-steroid 4-dehydrogenase activity
Source: RefSeq, a predicted model, not a curated record